CCCUAAGGCGCGGACAUAACGGAAGUUUAGACGGUUGCUCAGGGUGAACGAAGGGAAGAAAUACAGCAUUGCAUCAAACAAGAGAUCAUUUUUCCCAGAUUUACCCAGGCUCCCUUUCCCUCACAAAUGGCAUCUAGUUCUAAAAUGGACAUCGAGGGUGCGACCCAGCACCUCCGGGACAUCCUGAAGCUGGACCGGCCCGGGAACGGCACCGAUUCACCGUCCAGUGAUGGUCUAAAGCUGCCGUCUUUUAACGGAGAGCUGAAUGGGUUAUUGGGAGCGGCCGGCCUUCUAGGGGGCACUGAUCGGUCCUCCAUGUCAGAAUCUACCAGACCCAUCUCCACAGACCUGAGCACAGCGCAGGAAACACAGAUAAUCUGCCUCUCAGGUGACGACAGCUCCACCUGUAUUCCUAUCACCUCCAACAAUGUGGAGAUUGUGGCAAGUCAAGAUUCCGGCAUAAACAGCAAGGCCCGAGGAAGCAACAAGGUGAAGAUCCAACCUGUCGCCAAGUAUGAUUGGGAGCACAAGUAUUAUUACGGCAGACUGAUCGCUGUCUCCAACUCCUUCGUAGCCUACGCCAUCAGAGGAGCCAACAACCACGCAAUGAUCCGUGUCCUGAGCGUGGGCUCUGCUGAGCGCUCUCUACUGAAGGGGUUCACCGGAGCCGUCACAGAUCUGGCGUUUGCACAUCUUGACUCCUCUCUGUUGGGUUGUGUAGAUGAAGCGGGCAACCUGAUGGUCUGGCAGCUGACCUGCACAGCAAGCAAGAUACUUGACCAGGUGGUGGUUCAUAUCCGACGGCCAGACGACACCCCAUUGAGUUCCCACCGUCGGCUCAUCUGGUGCCCCUUCAUUCAAGACGACAACGAGGAGAACCAGGAUGACACUAGCCAGACCUUAGCCCUUUUACACGAAGACAGAGCUGAGGUGUGGGAUCUGGAAGUCUUAAGAGCCAACAACAGCAGUUGGCCCAUCGAUGCCACAGACUUAAAGGAAGGCCUCAUCACAGUUAAAGGACAUACCCAGAGAGUCAGUGAAGGAGCCUUGUCUCCCGAUGGAACCGUGUUGGCUACGGCUAGCCACGACGGGUACAUCAAGUUCUGGCAAAUAUACAUCGAAGGGACACAGGACAAGCCAAGGUUAAAAAAGCUGGAUGUUUUUAAAUGUCUUCAUGAGUUGCGGCCCCAUGGAGGGCGUCCGCUCUCCUGCCUUCUUUUCUGCGACAACCACAAAAGACAGGACCCAGAGGUUCCUUUCUGGCGGUUCCUUAUAACUGGGGCGGAUCAGAACCAGGAGUUGAAAAUGUGGUGCACAGUUUCCUGGACUUGUUUACAGACCAUCAGAUUUUCCCCGGAUGUGUUCAACUCCUCCGUUCUGCCGAGUCUCAAGGCCAGUCUGGACCUCUCCGCAGAGUAUCUCAUCCUCACCGACGUGCAGAGAAAGGUGCUGUAUGUGAUGGAGCUCCGGCAGGACCUGGAGAAAGGAAAGGCCACUUUCACAGCGGUGUCAGAGUUCCUACUAACGCACCCCGUGCUCAGCUUUGGGGUCCGAGAUGUGGCACACAGCAGGUUGAGACACACCGAGGUCCUCCCUGCAGAGGAGGAGAGCGAGAGCCUGACAAUAGAGGGCACCCAAGGACCUACAGAGUCCAAGUCUGGGAUCCAAAUUAAACUCUACUGUGUUCACACCAAGAGUCUGCAGGAUGUCCAGAUCUGGUUUCAGCCCAACCAGGGUUACGGCCCGACAGCGUUCCUGCCUCACUCUGAUUCUCAGGAUGUCUUUGCAGGGUUCUCAGACCAUCUCACUGACCAGAGCUCGGACAAGGAGUCAGGAAGUGGAUCACAAACAGACCUGAGGAGUAUCUCCAUGCUCCCUGCUCCCACUGACUUCCUGUCAAACUCGGGCAGCAGCAGUGUGACCAUGCCCAAGCUGAUGACUCCCGAUGCCUUCAUGACUCCCAGCACUUCAGUACCAGCGUCUCCUGGAAGCAGUGCCAGCAGUCUGACCAUUGUGACAGCGAUCAGCAGCAACUCAGACUCCACCAGCAGGGCUUUAGAUGAUGUGAGUCAGAGUCCUAUCAGAGCUGAGAACAACAGCAGCAGCAGCAGCAGCAGUCUGACACUCUCCACCUCCGCCAGCAGCCAAAGAGUUUCUUCUUCCGUGCUGCUGCCUGGACUGGAGAAUCUGCAGGCUUUGGCGCCCUCUAGUGGUCCUCAUCCACUUGAUAGCUCUCAGGUCCUAGACUCCCCCCUCCUGCCCCCUCUGGCCUCUCCGACAAGGGCCCGCUCCCCUGAUGUCAUUUCAUCAGCCUCCACGGCCAUGUCCCAGGACAUGCCUGAAAUCGCAUCCCAGACCCUGCAGCUGCAGCGUGGACUAGUGUCAGGCUUAGACUCUUCUCCUCUUUCUGCACUACAGACAGACAGCAUGGCCUCUGCUGCAUCUGCCCUGCACCUCCUGACCUCCCCACGCACAGCCAACAACAGCCUGUUGCCCCUGGAACUCGGGGGUGCAGAUGGGCCAGUGGGUGGACCAGUGGAGCCAGAACCAAGGCUCAGCAACACUCCGUCUCUCCUUGAGAACGCUCUGUCCCAGGAGAACCCCGGGGCUGGAAUCGGAUCAGCAGAUAGCAGCGUUAGCCACACGCCUUGGCCUGCUGCACCUGACAUCACGAGAGAAACCAGGAACAGUUUGAGGGACAACGGUCUUGGAGACUGUUCAAGAGAUCAAGAAUCAAAGGACAGACACCUGAGCUCACCUUAUCAUCGACGCUCCUAUCACCUCGCACACAAUGACAGCCUGGAUGCCGCUGCGGAGCAGAGCGACCCUGAUGAUGAAGUCGCCAGCCUGGCAUCGUCCUCAGGGAACUGUGGCACCCGUUCCUCUCACAGAGUCCCCGUGAAGGACUGGAAGACCUCACCACGAGGCUCACCCAAAGUAAAGAGGAAGACUAAGAAAGACGACAGUGAAUCAUCCCAGUCCAGGCAAAUGGACUCCGCUCAGAUGAAUGCAGAGGUACAGGACGAGUUGUUGAUGCUCUUGCGUAGCCAGCAAAGGGAGUUAACUGAGCUGCGUGGACAAAUUCAAGCCAUGCAGAGCUCCAUUUUGGCCCAGGUGGAGCACGUGGUGAGCACCCACCAGGAACAGGAUCAGCGCAGACUAGAACGAGUGCUUGCAGAGAGACAGAAUCACCAGCAGCAGCUCCAGGAACAACUCAGCCAGCAGAUCAGCCAUGCCCUCAGCUCGGCUCUGACCAACAGGAUGGACAAAGUGCUACGAGAGGAAAUGAAGAAAACCGUACCACAGACUAUCUCUAAGAGUCUGGAGCCAGUGACGGGUCAGCUGAACAACACAAUUGCUGCUAAGCUCACCGCUGUGGAAGUCACUCUAAAGGAGAAUGUUAACAAGGUCGUCAAAUCCAAGAACACAACAGAUGCGAUUGGUCGAGCUGCAGCUGAAGCGAUGCAGGGGCCAAUACAAGCAGCCUAUAAAGAUGCCUUCCAGAGCAUCGUGCUGCCCGUCUUUGAAAGAGGAUGUCAGUCCAUGUUUCAACAAAUCAACGACAGCUUCAAACAAGGAACACAAGAAUACAUCCAGCAGCUUGAGAGCCACAUGAAGAGCAGAAAGCAGAGAGAGCAGGAAACACGAGACCCCAUCGUUGCCCAGCUCCAGCAGAUGAUCGAGGGCUUCCAGAGCUCCACGGAUCAGCUGACCAGUAACAUCACUGCUAAUGUCCGGGCAGAGGUUCAGCACCAAGUCCAGAUGAUGGUGGGAAAUUUACAAGAGUCUAUUCUAAGCCACGUGCAGCGGAUCGUCAAAGGGGAGGUGAGCCUGGCGAUGAAGGAGCAGCAGGCCGUGGUCACCUCUAGCAUCAUGCAGGCGAUGAGGUCAGCAGCCGGCACGCCCGUCCCAACAGCACACCUCGACUACCAGACACAGCAGGCUAACAUCCUGCAGCUACUCCAGCAGGGUCAGCUGAACCAGGCUUUUCAGCAGGCUCUGUCAGCGACGGAUCUGAACCUGGUCUUAUAUGUAUGUGAGACUAUCGACUCCCAGCAGGUGUUCGGGCAGCACCCCUGCCCUCUCAGCCAGCCUGUGCUGCUGUCACUCAUCCAGCAGCUUUCCUCCAACCUUGCAACCCGCUCUGAACUCAAAAUCAGCUACAUGGAGGACGCAGUGAUGAACUUAGACCACGGAGACCCCAUGACAAGAGACCACAUGGCCAUCGUGCUGGCUCAGGUCAGACCGAAGCUCUUCUCCUUCAUGCAGCAGGAUCCCCACAGCCCGCUCAGCAAGAGGGCCAGACGCCUAAUGAUGAUGCUCCAGGGUCUCGUCAACCACUAGUCCUGCUGCGUUCGUAGCAGGGGGGCCGAAGGACUGUUUCCUCGUAGAUCCAGAUCAGGAGUUUCAUUGAAAUGUUGAGGAGAAGAAAGCAACCAGCCCGACCUCAGCUGGGUUCUGUGUUGGAUGUUGAGGAUGUGGUGUUUGUUGGAGACUUCCUGAAUAACAGUUUGAUACCCUCCAGUCCCUCCAGUCCACGCAACUGAAUCCAGCUCUUUCUAACCCUCCGCUUCUUCUUCUUCUUCUUCUUCUUCUUCUUCUUCUUCUUCUUUGCCCCUGCACUGCUGAAGCAACAACUUAGAUCAUGAUCAUAAAAAAGUUUUUCGUUGGACUCCUUUUUUUUGUGGACACUUUUCAGUCCCGGUGUUCUGGACUCCUAAGUUCAUCAUAGAUCCUUCAGAGGCGUUCUGGUGUCACUCACUCAGCAUCCUCCCCUCACCCUUCACCCUGUUGACGUGCGCGAGACCCAAAGAAUGUCCAGCCGAGCGGUCCACAAGACCGGACCCCGCUGUCCCCUCUGUGCUCCUCAGACCCGUCCCACUAGCUCUAGGUUUGGGGGUGCAGAUUGAAGUAUGAUAGAAGGAAAAAGACUUUUCAAACGUCCCGAUGUCACACGGCCUGUGAGCAAACACACGCUUGGACACUUUGUUUUAAAUCCUGACUUUUAUUUAAAUCGCUGACUCCUCACUCGGGCCGACUUUAGAUUCAGCUGGUACGGGAUUACGCCGUCUUUCGUUCACGUAUUUUAACAACCAAGGUAAUCCUGGCAGCUGAAAGCACUUGACAUUCAAAGCCAUGUUCUGUUCCAGUUAUCUCCUGAUGGGUUUGAACCCCGACUCUCAGCGGGCCACGUCUCCCCUGAGCUUUGAGCAGGAUCAACAGGUGAAAUAGAUUUUAUUGAACGCUAAUUGAAUUUGUUCCUGUGUUGGAUGAAAAGCAGAUUUUCCUGUUUGGCCUUUUUUUCAAAUCUAAGUGUAGUAACAGUUUCUGGAUGAAACAAAGAAGAUAACUAAAUCACAGUUUGAGAUGCAGCGUGUUUUCUAAGCGCUUGAAAAGGAACCCUGUUAAAUCUGCACCGUUUGGAGUCCAGGUUAAGCUUCUGCAUCCUCCACCUGUGUCCUGUAUAUCCACAGACCCCCCCCCCCUCCACCCCUCCAUGUUUUCUUUUGUAUGUCCUUUUUUAUGGAACAUUUAGUAUUUGUAAGACUUGUAUACUUGCUUUAAGAAACUAGUUAAGAGACAUUAUAAAACACUUCCUGAUUAUAAUUGUUACUGAUGAUGCUAUUUUGUUCAGAUAUUCCAAAAACAGUUUGUGAAGUAAGUGUGCAGUUACCUCUCUUCAGCUGUAGGAGGCAGCAGUUCAACUGCAGAUCUUCAACCUGCUUCGAUUUGAAUUCAGAAGUCAUUCCUUCUCACGCGGCGUCUGUUUGACCGACCGCUGCAAAGCUGCCUUUAGGUUUUAGACGCACUGUUUGAUCAUCGUCAUCAUCAUCCCAGUGUGUGAUUCUUUGUGUACACCUCCUUUACUCACAUCAUGGUUGAAUCGCAGGGUGAUGCACUGAUUUGCUGAUUGUAAAAUAAAGUUCUGUUGAUUUGAUCCGUCUUUAGAAUCUGUAAAGUUUGAUUUGCUAGCAAGUGCCUUAUUGUACUCUACACAUCAUACUUUGAUAUUUGACCUGCCGCGGCAGCCCCGUCAAACUUCUGUUUCUGCAUGCAGAGGUUCUCUGUGUCCGACACACAGCAGAGGUUCUCUGUGUCUGAGGUUCUCUCUGUCAGAGGUUCUCUGUGUCUGACACACAGCAGAGGUUCUCUGUGUCUGACACACAGCAGAGGUUCUCUGUCAGAGGUUCUCUCUGUCUGAGGUUCUUUGUGUCUGACACACAGCACAGGUUCUCUGUCAGAGGUCCUCUGUGUCUGACACACAGCAGAGGUUCUCUGUGUCUGAGGUUCUUUGUGUCUGACAUGCAGCAGAGGUUCUCUGUGUCUGGGGUUCUCUCUGUCAGAGGAUCUCUGUGUCUGGGGUUCUCUCUGUCAGAGGAUCUCUGUGUCUGAGGGUCGUCUGCAUCAUUUGUUUGCAAACCUGUGAUUACUGAGACAGCUGAUUUGGGCUGAUAUCUGAAUGCUCAUUAAGCAGAGAGAUGAUUAUUAUGUUGAAUAUUAACAAUCUGGCGUUUCAGUUCCACACCCUGGCCUGUUGUCCUCCUCUGAGUGAGAGCUGUGUAAGAAUGAAUAUAUCUCCUCUGUUCUUUUCUUCUGCUUGGAUGGUUCUGUUGUAUCUUUUACAGUUUAUUUUACUCUUGGAAUAAAAAAGACUUCUUCAGUUUA
Notolabrus celidotus (New Zealand spotty) is the source of this 6666-nucleotide messenger RNA. It is a transcript of the gene edc4, whose product is annotated as enhancer of mRNA decapping 4. The record is from RefSeq and is a predicted model, not a curated record. Gene Ontology annotation, cellular component: P-body. Gene Ontology annotation, biological process: deadenylation-independent decapping of nuclear-transcribed mRNA. NCBI's taxonomy places the organism in Eukaryota, Metazoa, Chordata, Actinopteri, Labriformes, Labridae. Gene Ontology annotation, molecular function: protein binding. The transcript is spliced from 30 exons. The coding region runs from base 127 to 4344 and encodes 1405 amino acids.